UAUGUUGCUUUUCAUAUUUAUUGCAUUAGCAUCCUCAUUAAGAAUUCCAAAAAACUUUUUCAUUUCAAAUAUUGAAAGGACAGUCUAAUUAACUGAUAGAUAUGUCAAUAUCUAAUCUAAAGUAACUAUCAACAUCAUCUUAAGAUUACUUUUUAAAAUGAUGGAGUAAUUCCUAUUGAAAGAAUAUAUUAUACAAUCCAUAAUGCAUUGUCAGAUAGAUUAUAUCAUGUCAAUAUAGAAGAAAGCAAUUCAAAAAAAAUAAUAGAAGAUGUGGAUGUAAAAUACAAAUAGAAUGCCACAGUCUAUGAAUUUACAUUAAAGAGAUCAAUUGAACCAUCUUCCAAUUUAGAAGUAGAAUUAAAUGAAUAUUAUUAUAAACGAUUUAAACCACUACCUAAAGAAAUUGGAGUUGAAGUAUUAUGUUAUCAAUAAUAAAUAGGAUGAAUAAUUAGUCUAAUUUAUGGAUUCUGUAUAUUUCUUUACUCCUUAUUUGGUUAAAAAUCAAGUAUCUUAUUAUGAAACUCCAAAAAUUAUGUAUAUAUCUAUUUAAUCUAUAGUUCUUAUUCACUAAAAUCAGCCACUUAAAGAAAUCAACUUCUAGAAUUUGGACCUUUCUAGGAUAUUAAACCUUUUUCUACAUAAAUUCACACUAUCCAUUUAGAAAAUAAUACACCAAUGACUGUUUUUACAAAAGCUUCUAAAAUCAUAGAAGUAUCUCAUUGGGGUAAUAUUUUAAUUGAAGAAAACUAUUCACUUGAAAAUCAAGGAGCAAAAUUGAAAGGAGAAUUUGGAAGAGUUAAUUUUAAUAAAUAUAAUCCAAAUGUAGGAAAACACUCUUUGAAAUAAUUAUCUGCAUAACUUCCUUAUGAUUCUUGGGGUGUUUAUUAUAGGGAUGAAAUUGGAAACAUUUCAACUUCUAAUGCUGCUAAAGGGGUACAUUUAAUUAUGUUAUUAUUUAAGAAACUUAAUGGGGAAAAUUAAGCCUUGAUCUAAUUAAGACCAAGAUUUGCAAUAUUUGGAGGAUGGAGAAGUAAUUUUACAUUAGGAUAUAAUUUACCAACAAAAAAGUAUUUGACACAAUUAUAAUUUAGAUAUUUAGAAUAAGAUGGAAAUAAUUUUAGAUUAACUUUAAAUUUCUCAUUUUCUGUAAGGGAAAUGGUAUCUGAUAAAUAUAAUUUUUAAAUUUCCUUACCUGAAGGAGCUUAUGAUAUUCAAGUUGAUUUGCCUUUAUAAGUCGAAAGAAACGAUACACUAUUAUUUUCUUAUUUUGAUACAGUCGGUAGACCUACAAUCAUUUUGGAUAAAACUACAACAAGCCAAUUCGAUGAUAAGCAAAUUAUUGUAUAAUGAUAUUUCUAACAUAGAUCACUUAUAAAUUUUCUGGAAUAUCUAUUUUAAGAGAGCCUUUGAUGAUUUUUGGAACAUUUUUGUUUGCCUUUUUAUUGAUCAUUUAUUUAAGAAGAUUAGAUUUGUAGACUUUAAAAUUAAAAGAGUGA
This is a messenger RNA of Paramecium pentaurelia, 1496 nucleotides long. Lineage: Eukaryota; Ciliophora; Oligohymenophorea; Peniculida; Parameciidae. The record is from the annotation of a GenBank genome assembly.